Molecule: messenger RNA, 2169 nt
Organism: Nothobranchius furzeri (turquoise killifish)
Lineage: Eukaryota; Metazoa; Chordata; Actinopteri; Cyprinodontiformes; Nothobranchiidae
Gene: sox3
Product: SRY-box transcription factor 3
Biological process (GO): regulation of DNA-templated transcription; cell differentiation; anatomical structure morphogenesis
Molecular function (GO): DNA-binding transcription factor activity, RNA polymerase II-specific; RNA polymerase II cis-regulatory region sequence-specific DNA binding
Source: RefSeq, a predicted model, not a curated record
UUCAUACCUCUCUGCUGCACCGAGUGGCUCUGGUUGAAGUAGUGCUGCACGGAUGGGUGAGGGGAAAGUCAUCUGGGCUGAGGCGACGGGCCUCGGAUGUGCCCGCCAUAUUUUGGGCCUGCUGACGCUCAGCUGUGGAAGGUGGGUCCAACAGGGAGACUGAAAAACAGGAGCAGCAGGAGCGCUGGGACAAGUGAGAGCUCGAUCUGUGCUGCUUAAACUUCACCUCCUCCUUCUCAUGCACCACCAUGAUCACCUAUACCUACUCCUCAGCUUCACCAGGACCUUCUUCCUCCUCCUCGAGCCAAAACAGAGAGGUGUGCGCUCUGAUUGGAAUAAUGGACGCGCGCUCUGAUUGGUCUCUUGACGUUCUCUCGGCCCACAUCACAUGGCCCGGCCUCUGGGCCUAUUAACACGUGAGCUUGGAGAACAAGUUUACAGACUUGUGGUUGAGAGCUGAGCGGAGCGGAGCGGAUUGGAGCGGACUGAACCCAGCGCGGCACCUGCACACCAGUUUUCCGCUCCAGGCGCAACUUUUUUCACAUCUCUUCAUGAGACCGGUCAGUAGGUGAUCUCUCGGACACCUUGGUGCUAUUUACUAAAGUUUUUUUUUAUGUGCGUGUGAGUGAUCACCUCAAGUCGCCCGAAUGUAUAACAUGAUGGAAACCGAGAUCAAGACCCCUCUCCCGCAGUCCAACUCGGGCUCGGCGCCGGGCGCAAAGAACAGCAGCGUCAGCGACCAGGAGCGGGUCAAGCGGCCGAUGAAUGCAUUCAUGGUGUGGUCCCGAGGCCAGCGGCGGAAGAUGGCGCAAGAAAACCCCAAAAUGCACAACUCUGAAAUCAGCAAGCGGCUCGGCGCGGACUGGAAACUUCUGACCGACGCGGAGAAGAGGCCGUUCAUCGACGAGGCCAAGCGUCUCCGGGCGAUGCACAUGAAGGAGCAUCCGGAUUAUAAAUACCGGCCCCGCAGGAAGACCAAGACCUUGCUCAAGAAAGACAAGUAUUCUUUGCCUGGGGGACUGUUGGCGCCAGGAUCCAACACCGUCAACAACUCGGUGUCGAUGGGGCAGCGGAUGGACAGUUACGCGCACAUGAACGGCUGGACGAACAGUGCGUACUCCCUGAUGCAGGACCAGCUGGCCUACCCUCAGCACCACAGCAUGAACAGCCCGCAGAUCCAGCAGAUGCACCGAUACGAGAUGGCGGGUCUGCAGUACCCGAUGAUGUCCUCGGCGCAGACCUACAUGAACGCGGCGUCCACCUACAGCAUGUCCCCGGCGUACACGCAGCAGACCUCCAGUGCCAUGGGACUGACCUCCAUGGCGGCGUCCGUGUGCAAGACCGAGCCGAGCUCACCGCCACCGGCCAUCUCGUCCCACUCUCAGAGGGCGUGUUUGGGGGACCUGAGGGACAUGAUCAGCAUGUACCUGCCCCCCGGAGGGGACAGCGCGGAGCAUUCCUCCCUGCAGAGCAGCCGGUUGCACAGCGUCCACCCACACUAUCAGAGCUCAGGGACUGGCGUCAACGCGACGCUACCUCUCACCCACAUCUAAACAAAACAAAACUUUUGAACUGAAAAAAUAAAACGAAAUAAAAAAGGAUUCUUGGACUUAGUUGGUUGUUACAGAGUAAAAGUUUUGCUCCAAGACUAUUUUAUCUGAAAUUGUCUGUUUGAAAUGAACUUUUAAAUGGACCGAAGCUGUAGAGAUGGGCUUCUGCGGGUCCAUUGAUGCCAUAUUUUCAUUCUUUGAGAAGGCAUGGUGCCUCGUGAAGGGGCUGGUGUAUUUCAGAAAAGCUGGAAGGACAGUUUGUUCAUAAAUGUUUACACUUCAUUUGUAGGAUGGCGGUCAUUCUCCACGGUGUCCGGAUUGGUUCCUGCCUCCCCACCCACACAAUAAAAGUUUAGAUGUUUGGACUGAGCCGGUGUCAAAAACAACUUUUAUUUAUAGUAAUUUGUUUUAUUUUUAGUUCGUGAAAUUGAUAAAAAUAUUCAAAAAGUCGCGUGUUUGCCUUUGUAAAUUGUUCUGAUUCUGUUCUAUUUUGUUUUUUUGCCAGUGUCAUGUUUUUACUAUUGCCACGAACGAAAAGGUUUAUUUAAACUGACGUUUCUACAUAUUUUAAAGCAUCAUCAACUCUCAAAUGCUGAAUAAAUUUUCAUGAAAUGUAGAA